AUGUAUGGAGCUUCCGCGAACCAGCGGUUGGGGGUGCGGAAUGACGCUCUACAAGGCGCCACGCUUGCAUUCCACUCCAGAGAUCCCUCGCCCGUGAAAGUUGGAUCUUCUAUCACCACCCCAAUGGCAGAUCCUCUGGGUCAUCAAAGGACUGGAUCUGACCCAGCAGCGGGAUCCGUGAAGGAUAAGGUCGGGAGGUUGGCUAGGCCACUUUCGCCUACACCCAGUACAUUAAGUGCGAGGGGACGACCAUCAGCCGCGCCUCUCUCCUCGGCCUCCCAAAUUGCCGCACGGCUCGCUGCGUCAAGGUCACCUAGACGAGAUACCACUCCGUCGACAACCGCCAGACCUGGUGCAGGUGCAGUACGAAAUGCGAGCCGGGUGCCACCUUCACAGGAGAAGCGACAGCCACCACCACCAAUCCCCGUCCGCUCAAUCCGAGGGACACAAAGUUCUUUGGAUCGCCCGCUGCACCAAAGAGCCUUGAUGUCUGACUCGGAUCUGGCUACUUACGGGCGCUCUUCAUCGCAACAAUCCAGCACCACUUUAGAUUAUCAGGAUAGUCGAGAAUCGAGCCCCCAUCCCUCCCUAGAGUCCCGGAAUUCGUCUCUGCUAUCAGACGAACCGAAACCGAAGCUUCCGCCGCGUGUGCCUCCACCACGAGGGUCUAGCAAAAACCAUGGAGUUGUCUCUAAACUGAGCCCUUCGACGCCGAGCGAUGUAUCUCUAUCAAGCCUGUCACCUACGAGUAUCACCACAAUAGAUGACUCUAUUGGCAUGAGCGAGGAAGCCCUUUCUAAUGCUAUUAUCGCCUCAUCCAUAGCAUCAACUCGAGCAUCCCCAUCUAUCAGGGGGUCCCCCCGCCGCUUCCCCAACGACGACGGAUCACCAAGUCCACCGAAGAGCAUCCCGAUGACCCUUCGUGGCCUGCCGAAACCCACCGAUGUCAACCACCGAAGACACAGGAACCCCUUGCACAAACACCCCCACAAGCACAAGGAGGGGGACCGUAAACGUUGGCAACGCGAAGUCCUUGAACGGGAACGCAAACGUUACGAAGGUGUCUGGGCCUCUAAUAAAGGGCUUCUCAUCAACACCGAGGGCCCCGGUCCCAGUAAAGACGGGUCAUGGCCACCUGAUGCCUCGGAUAUGGUUCUCAACUUGGUGGUCCGGGAGAUUUGGUCCCGUAGCCGUCUGCCAGAGACGACUCUAGAGCAAAUUUGGGACCUGGUCGAUCAUCAAAACAUCGGGCUCUUGGUACGUGAGGAAUUCGUGGUUGGAAUGUGGUUAAUCGACCAGAACUUAAAGGGACAUAAGAACCCUGUGAGAGUUCGAGAUAGCGUUUGGGAGAGUGUACGGCAUGUUGGCAUUAAACUACCCCUCGCUCGCAAAGGCAAGGGUCAUACUUAA
This is a messenger RNA of Penicillium coprophilum, 1410 nucleotides long. It is a transcript of the gene irs4, whose product is annotated as protein irs4. The transcript is spliced from 2 exons. Gene Ontology annotation, molecular function: protein binding. Lineage: Eukaryota; Fungi; Ascomycota; Eurotiomycetes; Eurotiales; Aspergillaceae. The coding region runs from base 1 to 1410 and encodes 469 amino acids. The record is from RefSeq and is a predicted model, not a curated record.